Molecule: messenger RNA, 3028 nt
Organism: Xenopus laevis (African clawed frog)
Lineage: Eukaryota; Metazoa; Chordata; Amphibia; Anura; Pipidae
Gene: cbfa2t2.S
Product: CBFA2/RUNX1 translocation partner 2 S homeolog
Biological process (GO): negative regulation of DNA-templated transcription; DNA-templated transcription; regulation of DNA-templated transcription
Cellular component (GO): nucleus
Molecular function (GO): transcription corepressor activity
Source: RefSeq, marked provisional
CCAGCUCCUGCAGCGGCCCUUUAACCUCCUGUUUAUUGCAGCAACAUCAAGACAAUUUCUAUCUUACUGGGGACUUGUGCGACACUUUGGCUUUGCUCUUGAUUUGGAUUUAAGAUGGUUGGGAUCCCAGGACCCUAUCAGUCGCGUACGUCUGGCCCUGAAAAUUUGAAGUAGAAGGAAGACGAUCGAUCCGUUGGUGCUCGCAGGAAGAACCCCUGAACCAGUGCAGUUUUUUGCUGAUAGGAGCACCAGCCCGGGGUGUGUGUUACUGGGGACAAGAGGGUGCCAGUCAUGCCCGGGUCUCCCAUGGAAGUGAAGAUCCACUCCAGAUCCUCGCCGCCAACCAUGGCACCACUUCCUCCUGUGAAUCCUGGUGGCCCUCGGCCUGUCGCCUUUCCCCCAUCAUCACAUUCCAAUGGCAUCAACCAUUCUCCCCCCGCACUAAACGGAGCUCCGUCCCCACCUCAGCGUUCCAGCAAUGGUCCAUCAUCAUCCUCCUCCUCUUCCCUGGCCAAUCAGCAGCUUCCUGCCACCUGCGGGGCGAGGCAGCUCAGCAAACUGAAAAGAUUUCUCACUACAUUGCAGCAGUUUGGAAACGACAUCUCUCCUGAGAUAGGGGAAAAGGUCCGCACCCUAGUUUUGGCCCUGGUGAACUCAACUGUAACCAUUGAGGAAUUUCACUGCAAACUGCAGGAAGCCACCAACUUCCCCCUGCGCCCCUUUGUCAUUCCAUUCCUUAAGGCCAACUUGCCUCUUCUCCAGCGGGAGUUGUUACACUGUUCCCGAGCUGCCAAGCAGACCCCUUCCCAAUACCUGGCACAGCAUGAACAUAUUCUCCUGAAUACCAGCACCUCCUCCCCAGCGGAUUCCUCAGAACUGCUUAUGGAAGUGAAUGGCAAUGGGAAACGACAAAGCCCUGACAGGAGAGAUGAAGAGAGAGAACCCGCACCCCCUGAACCUCCAGUUAAGAGAGUCUGCACUAUCAGUCCAGCCCCCCGGCACAGCCCGGCUUUGUCCCUCCCUCUCGUGAACAGCACCAGCCACUUCCACCCAACACCACCGCCCCUUCAGCACUACUCCUUGGAGGAUAUUCCCAGCUCCCAGCUUUACAGAGACCACGUAAACAAAAUGGCUGAACACCGGGACAUUCGAGAUCGGCAUCACAGUUCUGGAAUCAAUGGCAACUUAAAUAAUGGCUACCAGGAAGAACUUGUAGACCAUCGGCUGACAGAGAGAGAAUGGGCAGAAGAAUGGAAACAUCUGGACCAUGCACUGAACUGUAUCAUGGAGAUGGUGGAGAAGACUCGACGUUCAAUGGCGGUGCUGCGCCGCUGUCAGGAAGUGGAUAGGGAUGAGCUCAACUACUGGAAACGGAGAUUCAAUGAGUCAAAUGAAAUCCGGAAGGGAAGUGAGCACCUAAGCAGGCAACACAGCCCUUCCAGCACCGAUUCAGGAGCCAGCGAUUCCACUCGAGACUUUGGGAGCAGGACAGGAGCAGGCUAUGUAACGGAUGAGAUCUGGAGAAAAGCAGAGGAGGCAGUGAAUGAAGUCAAACGUCAGGCAAUGUCCGAAGUACAAAAAGCUGUCUCAGAGGCAGAACAGAAAGCAUUUGAAAUGAUCGCAUCGGAGAGGGCAAGGAUGGAACAGACCAUUGCGGAUGCAAAGAGGAGGGCUACAGAGGAUGCCUUCUCAGUUGUGAGCGAGCAGGAAGAGUCCACUGAGAGCUGCUGGAAUUGUGGUCGGAAAGCCAGUGAGACAUGCAGUGGCUGUAACAUUGCUCGUUACUGUGGCUCCUUCUGUCAGCACAAGGAUUGGGAGAAACAUCACCGCAUCUGUGGCCAAAGCAUUCAUACACAGGCAAAGUCACUUACCCCCUCUCGUUCCCUGAUCCCCAAAUCCUCUGACCCUGUCCAGCUGAACUCCACUCUAGAGAGAUCGUCCAGUGCCACCUCACGCUCCUCUACACCUGCUUCUGUCACUGCCGUUGAUGGCCUGUGAGUCUUUUCCCCCUAUGGAUUUAUUUAUCCCCUUUUUUGCAGUUAGAGUAACAGAGUAAUGCUGCCUGCCUUAGUGGCCAGAGUUCAGCCAUCUUAAUUUCUUUAAAUCCUUGUUGGUGCAGCAAAAUACAAGAAGAGACAGUGAAUAAAGAAGAUGGAAAAAAAACUGAACUCGCCUAUUGGACGUUGGCCAACUAAAGAUCCCCCAGCAGGUCUGUUUUUUUAAUGUGAAGAGCUGCUGGCCCAUCUUUUUAAAAAAAGGCAAUUGCCCAAAACGUCCAGUGCUGGCUGUGUGUAGAUAGUCCAGUCAUAUAUAUAAGAAUGGACAUUCAUUUGGUUGCUAUCAGCUUGCUACAGCCUUCAAAUAUGGCCUCAAAGUGCUAUCCCAAUUAUAGACUGCUUACUGGACUAAGCCAUGUCUGUAUUUGGCCUUUGCAUCCCAUAUUUUCUUGCACAGAAGAGAAAGAAGAUAUGUAAUAAAUUACCUUCAGCCUAACCCAUGCUGUCUAUCAGGGAGAAGCAACAAGAGUCAUUUGGUUGCUCAAGUGGAAAAAAUCAGGGACAUAUAAUAAAGGCUAUUUGUGAAACUGAGAUUAUAUAAUAUUAUUAAAUAUAAGGACAUUCGAGGCAUCACUGAGCAUAUGGAUAUGCAUAUGGACCAUACCAUUGUCUAUGAGAGGGAAGUCUAUGGCUUUGCAGCACAAGGGAUUUGCCAAACCAAAUGUAAGCUUCAACAGGAUAAUUUUUCACUUCCAAAGAAAACAUGAUACCACCAAAUAUGAGGUGGAAUUGUCAUUCUGUCCAUGUAGAUAAUGUAACAUAACACGGAUUAUUUUCUCUCCAUGUUUUUGUGUCUGUUGAAAGUGAUAAAAGUUUCCUCCCAUCGUCAGAGCUGCGUUGGUUCGUGGUUGGAAAUGUAUCAUUUUAUAAAGUGAUGUUUCAUGAAUAAGCUACAUCCAUUAUGUGUAUCCUGUACAGAUAUACUAAUCAUUUAUUAUGGAGUUUAUUCAAUAAAGGUCAUUUUACCACUA